GUUUUGUUUUGUUUGAACAACAUGAAUAUUCCCAGAAAAAAAAACAAUAUGGAAUCCUGUCUAGAAUAAGGAGACAAAGUUAGCCUUUCACCCAAAAACAAAACAAGCGUCUAACUCUCUAGUACCCAUUCUUCCAUUUCGCUAAAAUCCUAAACCCUACCCACAAUGUCGGACAUUCCACCUGAAGUUAUCAGUCACAUAUUUUCUCGACUUCCAGUCAAGUCUUUGCUCAGAUUCAGCUGUGUUUCCAAACCAGUCAAAGCCCUUAUAGACAGCACAAAGUUCAUCCAAGCUCACCUAAAGCAACAAAUGCAUAAGCCCAACUCUCUUAUUCUCAAGGCCAACAACAAAGCUCACAACAUUUUCUCGGUUGACAACUUCAGUUCAACCCAACAACCACAACCAAAAGAGCUUGACCACCCACUAAACCAACCCUUUGGUCCAACUCAGGUAUUGGGUUCUUGUCGUGGUUUGCUUUUAAUAUCUAACAAUAUGAGUGAAAAUCGUGUUUGGAAUCCAUCAACCAAGAUGUUUAGGAAAUUGCCUGUGUGUCACUUUAACCCUGAAAGUAAAACUCCAAAGGGACGUGGUCCGGGGUUGGCCCAAAUUUGUGGUGGUUUUGGUUAUGAUGUUUAUGGUGAUGAUUAUAAGGUGGUUAUGAUAGGUCAAUGGUAUCACCCUGAUGAUAAUCUUUCCUUAGUUUCUGCGACAAUGGUUUAUAGUUUGAAGUUUGGUGGGUGGAAGAAGGUUAAGGAGGAUUGUCCUUAUUGGUUGCUUAAGGAAGAUAACGGGACGUUUGCUGGAGGCGCGUUGAACUGGAUUGUAACUAAGGAACCAUUAGUGAGGUCGAGCCCGUUAAUUCUUGUUGGUCUUAACCUUGGAAGUGAGAGGUUUGAGGAGAUGCCAUUUCCUGAGAAUUUCAGCAAGCCAAUACAAUUUAAUUUGGCAGCUUUGGGUGAACGCCUUUGCUUGAUUUCAGGUCACGUCACGAAUGCGAAGGAAAAUGUGUUGGAUCAUGUUGAUGUAUGGAUGAUGAAGGACCGGUCUUGGGUUAAGUUGUUUAAAGUUGACCAGUUAGAGGGUCGUCAACAUUUUACUUAUCUGAGGCCAAUAGCAUAUUCAGUUACUGGUAAGGAAGUUCUUAUGGAAAUGGAUGGUAGGAAGUUUCUUUGGUAUAGUCUUGAAAAGAAAUCCCUCAAACAUGCUAAGAUUAGUGGUGGAUUGGACUGUUUUGAAACCUUCGUCAGUUUUGAUACCCUUGUCCCUUUAUAUGAAAAGCAUGGGAAGAAAGGGAUUGAGGAACGAGAUGUCUCGGUGAUAGAGGAAUGCAAGUUGGAACUCUGAAGCAACAUUAAAAUUAGAGGGCGAGUGCGUUCCAGUUUAAGAAGGGAUGCAAAAUAGAGAAGCCCCUUCCAUUUAUCUCUGGCUAUACAUAUAUAUAGAGCUAGUGCAAUAUCUGACACUUACCUUCUGUUAGCAAAACAAAUUGUUGUUGUUGCUAACUUUAAUCAGUUGAUGUAAGUGCUAUUCCGCUAUCUGGUAUAGACAUGUGUAAAAACUACCUGAUGAUGUGGUACUA
Lycium ferocissimum is the source of this 1579-nucleotide messenger RNA. RefSeq names its product F-box protein CPR1-like. The transcript is spliced from 2 exons. The coding region runs from base 166 to 1344 and encodes 392 amino acids. Gene Ontology annotation, molecular function: protein binding. Lineage: Eukaryota; Viridiplantae; Streptophyta; Magnoliopsida; Solanales; Solanaceae. The record is from RefSeq and is a predicted model, not a curated record.